This is a messenger RNA of Paramecium sonneborni, 1964 nucleotides long. Lineage: Eukaryota; Ciliophora; Oligohymenophorea; Peniculida; Parameciidae. The record is from the annotation of a GenBank genome assembly.
AUGAAUAGUUAAUAGAGUCGUAAUUUUGUUGGAAAAAAGAUUGAUGAUUUCAUCCUUGUAGAUGUAUUAGGCACAGGAGCAUUUGGAUAAGUAAAGAGAGAUAUAAUAUUAUAUUAAAGGUAUUCUCUGCAUAGAACAUAAUAACAAAAGAAUCUGUGGCUAUAAAAUCAGUGCCUAAAACUAAAUUGUAAUUUAUAUGAUUUAUAGUAAUUAGGAGAGAACAUAAUGGAUUGGUAGGAUAAUUAUUAAAGACAGAAGUUUAAGUACUAGCUUAAUGUAAUAAUAUAAAUGUUGUUAAAAUGAAUAAGUAUUUGGAGAGUGAAAAUAAUUGUUAUUUAGUGAUGGAAUAUUGCAAUUGUAAAGAAAAUAAUUUAAAAAAAUUUAGAAGGAGAUCUUGAAUAAUUAUGGAAGAAAAAAAAUAGAAUAAUAAGUGAAGAAGAUGCAAUUUAGUAUAUUAAAUAGAUAUUAAAUGGAAUGAGAGGGUAAAAGAAUAAAAAAUAAUAGUUUACAUGAAAUGAAUGUGAUUCAUAGAGAUUUAAAAUUGGCAAAUAUACUAAUUUCUAAUUCUGUUCUAAAAAUAGGAGAUUUAGGGUUUGCUAAAAGAUUAGAAAGUCUAGAUGGAGUAGUUAAAGAAGCAUUAGGUACAUUAGGAACGAUGGCUCCAGAAAUCAUUUAAUUUCAACCAUAUGGAAUUCUAGCAGAUAUGUUUUCAAUUGGUGCUAUAUAUUAUCAAUUACUUUUUGGAGUACUACCAUUCAGUAUUAAAAGUUAUAAUGAUUUUCUUAAUGAUGUUAGAACAAGUAUUCUCAAUUAUUAUAUUCUUAAAGAUAAACCAAACUUCACAAGAAAUAAUGUUAAAAUAUCAAAAGAAUCUGAAGAAUUAUUAAUUAGAAUGUUAAAUCCAGAUCCAAAUUAAAGAUUGUAAUGGAAAUAAUUGUAUGAAUCACCUUUGUUUUCUAAUUAAGUAAAUAAAUCUGGUAUGAAUUUCUCAUUUAUUUUCUUAGCCUUAUCUAAAUUAACAGUUGACAAAGUAGUAGCUACAUAAGUAGAUUUGAAAAUGAUUAAGUAAGUCUAUGAAAAAAAUUAAUAAAAAUUUGACAACAUUAAUAAUUAGAAUAUGAUAAAGAAAUUAUAAUCUGAUGUUCCUAAGUUAGAACAUAAAUAAGUUAUGGAUAAUUCUAACGAUGAAUAAUUAUUAUAAGAAGCUCUAAAAUAAAAACAAUUAUAGUAAUAAAAAACAAAUGAUUUGAACAAUGUAUUUGAAAAAUAUUUAAAUGAAAGAAAUACUCUUGUUUUCUUAGGUACUGUUUUACAUGAAAUUCAUUAAAGAAAACAUACUCAAAACACUAAUGUAAUAAAUUUAAUUAUCUUAGGUGUUUUUACCUGCUUUUAUUAUUUCAAAGAAAUUAAUUAUUGAAAUGAAUCGUUUCCUUGAUGUUUUAAAAAAAUAGAUUAAUAUUUAUCAGUGUGCAUAUUUCUUUGAACUUUAUACCUUCCCAUAAUUUAUUGCUUUCAUUAAAUUAUGUGAAGAAGAUUAUCAGAAUUAGAUGGCCCAUUUUCAUGUUAUUCAAUUAUAAUUACAGUAUUUUCUAUUUAUAUUUUUAGAACUAUCUUAUUUUAAAUGUAAAAUUAAGCAAAUGAAAAAUAUAUUUCAGAAUUAUAACCAGCACCUACAUCCUAAUUUGAUGAAAAUUAUCGUGAUAUACUGAUUAAUUAUUACAUGCAAUUAUAGGAUGAAAAAGGAGAAAAUGAAAAUCAAGACAAUUCCAUAAAUAAUUUAUCCAUUUAUGUUUUGGAUACUAUUUUAUUUGAUAGAGAAAUUAAAAAAUAAGUAAGAUAUUUUUAUCAUAUUUUAGUUCUUAAACCAAAAAGUUGAUGACUAUUUUGAAAAAUUCAAUUUCUUGACCAACAAAGAAAAAGAAGAGAUUAUUGCAUUAAAAUUUUAGCAUAUAUAUUCAUUUUGA